Messenger RNA from Arachis stenosperma, 3263 nucleotides. Its product is annotated as PWWP domain-containing protein 3-like. Lineage: Eukaryota; Viridiplantae; Streptophyta; Magnoliopsida; Fabales; Fabaceae. The transcript is spliced from 2 exons. Bases 196 to 2970 code for a protein of 924 amino acids. The record is from RefSeq and is a predicted model, not a curated record.
AUUUUAUCUUGUCCAAGAAUCACAUUCCUCAUCCAUCUCCUAUGCCUCUCUGAUCAGAUUAUAAAGUCAAUCGUUUCGAUUUGAGAAUUGGCACAAGUCAUAAUAAUCUUCUUUGCAACCCUAACUUUUGUUCUUCAGGAUAGGUUGAUUUUAGUAUUUUACCCAUCAAAAAGAGAACAAUAUAUCAUUUCUUUGAUGGGCACGGUAGAGACACCAUCGAAAAACCCAGCUGGGUGUUCAUCUCCUUCGCCAGAAAAUGACAAGAAUGAGCUCAGAGAAGCUCUUUGUGCUCUGAAAGGAGGGGCAAUAGAAAACGGAGUAGGUUUUUCAAGUCAUGGAAGCCAAGGUGAUGAUGAUGAUGGUGGUGGAGGUGGUGUUGAAUUGGUUAAGAACAGGGUUAGGUGUGACUCUGUUGGGAGAGAAGUGGAAGAUGGUUGUCAAGGUUUGGCUGAUUCGGAGAUGAAUGGGGUCUCCUCUUUGUUGAAAAUGAAAGGAAGUGGGAGACGGUUGACGUAUUCCUUUGGAAGUGAUAGUGGAGAUUCUGAGAAGUUGAACUAUGGAAGUGGUGGUUCUUUUGGUGUUGGAAUGGAAAGAGGAAGAAAAUAUUGGAAGAGAAGUGAAGAAGAAGGUGAUCAAUUUGGAAAAGUUGUGAGUAAAGAUGUUCUGGUUACUGAGACAAGUGAGAAUAGGGACUUGGAUGUGGAAGAUUUGGGUGAAGAAGGACAUGGGUUUUCUGUUGGUGAUUUUGUUUGGGGUAAAAUUAAGAGUCAUCCUUGGUGGCCUGGCCAAAUUUAUGACCCUUCGGAUGCAUCGGAUUUUGCUUUGAAGCUAAGACAGAAGAACAGACUCCUUGUGGCCUACUUUGGGGACGGAACCUUUGCUUGGUGCCAUCCUUCUCAAUUGAAGUUGUUUCGGGAGAACUUUCAGGAUAUGGUGAAGCAGAGUAGCUCAAGGUCUUUUGUCAAUGCUGUGCAGGAAGCUGUAAAUGAAGUGGGGAGGCUGGUAGAGAUCAAAACAAAUUGUUGUCCAUGUGCUUCGGAGGAAACUAGGUCUGACUUCGCUCUGCCAUUGGCUAAGAAUGCUGGAAUCAAGGAAGGAGUUCUUGUGCCUGGAAAUGGUGUAGAGAGAUUUUUGGAUUUUCUGAUUAACCCAGCAGAGUUACUUUCUCAAGUAAAACAAAUUGCGGAAAUUAUUGCCGUUACUAAUAUGCUGGACCUGGAAAUCUUGAAGGCUCGGCUUUCUGCCUUUCAUCUAGCAAGAGGAGGUUAUAAGUUACCUAAGUAUGAAGAACCCCUGCCAGUUCCUGGGCUUGAAGAUAGUUCAAUGGAUGAAAGAGUAGAUGUAGGUAACAUUCAGGGUGGAGUGGAAGCACAUGUCCAAGGGCCAUCCGAAGACGACUACUCUACUGUGCCGACGAACCCAGAGUCUCUUGAACUGAGUUAUUCUCAUGAGAUUUCAGGAAAUAGGUCGACUCAUAGGAUUAAACAGAAAAGCAUUGCUGAAAUUUUGAGGGAAAACAAAGUUGUUAGUACCAAAAGCAAGGAGGAAGGUACAAUGGAAAAAAUGAAGGUUAAAAGUAAGAGGAAAAGCAGUGAGGAUGCAGUGGCUUCUAAACCAUUGCAGAAGAGGAAAGAAUCACUCCCGAGCACUGAUAGAAAUUUGACAAAUGCUGCAAAUGAUGUCAGUAUUGGCAAGGUAAAAAGAGAUAAGGGCACACCAUCACAGUUGAAGGAGAAGAAAGAAGCUUUUGGGAAUGAAAACAAUAGAAGUGGGAGGAAAAAGAAGCCUAAAGAAGGGAAUCCCAAAGAACAAAAUGAGAAGGGUUCUUUGUCAAGAGAAAGGAAGAAAAGCAAGUACUUGUCCCCUCCCUUCACUACUCCAGCCAAAGGGCAGAGGAAGGAAGACUUAGAUAAAGAAUCCCAUAAAGAUUCUGACAAAGCUCAUGUUUCUGAAGCAAUGCCCAGAGAAGGCAACCAGUUUCACAAGUCCCCUGAACCUCCAAAAUUUAACGGUGAGGCAGUUCAUAAGUCCCCUGAAAGUUCAAACUACCAAACAUCAGAAGACAAUAACAAGGUUAUUGAUCCAGCAAAAGUAGAGACUCCUGCAGUGGAAGUUUUAUCCAAAGUCCGCCAUGCAGCUAUAAAUCCAUUAGUACCUGGGGAAAUCAGUUCUCUUGAAAAUUUUGUGGACUUUGUUUCUGUCUUUAGAAGCUCAUUGUAUCAGGAAGGAUCGUACUACAAGGUAUAUAAGAAGCACCAACGUGGCAGGAAGAGAAAGAACCCAGAAUCUGAACUUAGGAAGCUGAAGAAAGAUGAAAAGCAAACCAACCAGAUAUCACCUAAUGAUGUUUCUGAGCCGAGAAAGCGAAGAAGGAAGGAAACAAUGUCUGGAGUACCUGAAGAUCAGAAGCAAGCUGCUGAAGCUAAGGCUGUCAAAGGGAGUGAUGAAAAUGUUUCAUCAGUUGCACUUUUGGUCUCAUUUGAGCCUGGAUCCUCUCUGCCUUCAAAAUCUGACCUUAUCACACUGUAUAGUAAGUUUGGGGCGCUGAACGAAUCGGCAACAACUGUAUUCUCUAGUAAUUACUCUGCUCAAGUGUCUUUUCUGAAAGCUUCUGAUGCCAAAAAAGCCUUGAACCAUACGCAAAGUGCAAGCCCUUUCGGAUCUUCCAAAGUCAGAUUCAAGCUCAGUUACCUUUCUGCUGAAUCCAAGUCUGCGAAAAAGGGCGAAAAAUCAAAGUCCAAAGCAUCUCAGGUUAAGGAGAAAGAUAAGACUCCAAUCAAGCCAUCUGAUUCGUUGUCCCCGGAGAAGGAAGCAUCCCAAUUGAACCACAUAAAGCAGAAGCUCGAGUAUCUGUCUUCGAUGCUUGAAGCAUCAAAUGGGAAAUCACAAGCUAUGAAGACAAAAUUGAAGAGCGGGAUUAAAGAGCUUUUGGAGGACGUGAACAAAAUGGUUGACUCAUCAUCAUCAUAGAUCGUAAUACAUGGAAUAUUGGUAAAGUGAUACAUAUGUAGCUAAUAAUUAGGUUAGGUUUAAGAUUUGUUGUUUUCUUUAGAGGUUUCUGUUUGUUUCGUUUUUGUGCUUAGAUUUAUUUCAGAGGAAAAUUUUUUCAUUUUCUUGUGUAGAGUAUGUAAUAUGUUGUAUGCAUAGUCUGUAUAAACCAAAAAGCCUUUUAGAUCAUCGUGUCUGUUAUCAUAGUGAUGAAAACAGCUUUUAAAGGAUCAUUUCUUUUAACCUGACUCGUUUGUGAAGAACCAAUUGAUUCC